Humulus lupulus (European hop) is the source of this 567-nucleotide messenger RNA. RefSeq lists its product as uncharacterized. The transcript has a single exon. Bases 1 to 567 code for a protein of 188 amino acids. The record is from RefSeq and is a predicted model, not a curated record. Lineage: Eukaryota; Viridiplantae; Streptophyta; Magnoliopsida; Rosales; Cannabaceae.
AUGUGGUCUGUGUUAACUCAGAUUUUGUCCAACAAGUCUAAGGCUCGUGUUCUUCAGCUUCGUGGCUUACUUCAGACUACGAAGAAAGGGGCUACACAUGUUGAUGAAUAUGUUCUUAAGAUGCAGUGUUUGGCUGAUGCGUUGAUGGUUGUUGGUCAAGCAAUUUCCGAUGAUGAUCUGAUUAUGUAUAUUCUUGGUGGCUUGGGUAGUGAGUAUGAGUCGGUGGUUGUAAAUCUCACUUCCAAGGACUCGGUUACUCUGCAAGAAGUCCAGUUCAUGCUCCAAAGCCAGGAGUUGCGUCUUGAGCAACAACAUGCUCUUUUUGCUUUGGAUCUUCACCCUCCUACUGUUAAUUAUGCUUCUGUUACUAAGAAUGAGUCUUCUACUUCAUCUUCUGGUUACUCUGCUCAUAAUCGUGGUUCUCAAUGUGGCCGAGGUGAUCGUUUCUAUCCCAAUCGCAACACUGGUAAUCGUCCGAUUUGUCAGCUGUGCAACAAGCUUGGUCAUGUUGUGCUCAAAUGCUACAAGCGUUUCGAUCUGAGUUUUCAUGGAGAUACUCGUUCUUAA